Molecule: messenger RNA, 2133 nt
Organism: Tachysurus fulvidraco (yellow catfish)
Lineage: Eukaryota; Metazoa; Chordata; Actinopteri; Siluriformes; Bagridae
Product: hemicentin-1-like
Exons: 6
Coding region: 311-1063 (250 amino acids)
Biological process (GO): cellular response to lipopolysaccharide; T cell costimulation; interleukin-15-mediated signaling pathway
Cellular component (GO): membrane raft; external side of plasma membrane
Molecular function (GO): protein tyrosine kinase binding; MHC class II protein binding
Source: RefSeq, a predicted model, not a curated record
CCAAUGAAAAUCAGAAGAAGAAGAAGAAGAAGAAGAAGAUACGGCGCGCUGUUCAAUUGUUUGGCGUGGCUUGUGGUUGCUCGUCGCUGGAACGACAAAAUGUUGAAAGGUAGCAAAAAAGGGUGAGGCGGAGCCAUGUGUGAAUGUGUCAUGAGGCCUGUCAUGAGGUAUUUCAGCGUCUCUGAUUGGUCGUCUUACAGGUGGAGCAAAAGCAUUUACACACAGAGAAUGUCUCCAGUUCUUGCUCCUACUGAAGUUCCAUAUGAACCUGUGAUCUAAAGGUAACUCUUAUAGGACUUUCUGAAACACCAUGAAGUGGCUUUUAUGUCUUGGCAUCAUUGUGAUGGUUUACCUGCUGAUGCCGCAGUGCCAAGCCUUCAUCGUCAUAGAAUCGAUGGUGAAUGAAGCCCUGACCCUCCUGUGUAACUGCUCAGGAAACUGUCCAGUGGUUCAGUGGAUCCGCUUCAUUCCUGACAAAGCUGUCAUUGUUCAGAGCUGGAAGUGUUCAAAACAAAAGAAUUUUAAAGAAAGAUUUACACUACCAGGAGAUACCAGCAGAGGAGAUUUCUCCCUGAUGAUCAGUUCAGUAGCCUACAAUGAUGCAGGCUCUUACAUGUGCAGCUGUAAUGAAAAAUCAGUGACAGAAGUAAAGCUGAAAGUUAUCAUUCCGACAGUUGUAAAGGCUUUCGAGGGGAAGAACGUCACUCUCCCGUGUUACGGAGACACUCGACAAGUCGUUAAAGAUGUAAAGUGGAAGAAAGAUGGACACGAGGUUCUGCUGUACACUCCUGCAAACAGAUGGAUGACUAAACAAAACAGAUUCACGAUGUCAGUAGAAGGCUUUCUAGACGGUGAUCUCUCUCUUCACAUCAGUCCAGUUCACCUGUCUGAUACAGGAUUAUAUCAGUGUCUCAUCCACGAUGAAUCUCAGGACGGAGAACCACAAGCUGUGUUACUGAAGGUAGAAGGGCAACAACAAUUCACAACCGCCAACAGCGCUCCAGUUUCAGGAUGGUUUGCACUGCUGGGAUUGUUCAUCUCUGUAGGGAUCAACAUCAUUUAAAUUACAUGAGAAAAUGCUGAGACCAGAUGUAAUCCAAGCCUGCAGGAUCUUUCUCAUCUCACACUGUUGUGUAUUUGCACUUUAUGCUGCAAUCUUAUGUACUGUUACGUGUUGCACAAUGAUCCUGGAGUUAUUUUUGUUAUAGCAUGUACUGUAGCUGUGAUGUGUGAAGGGAUUGAUUAAUGUUUAUUUAAUGUCUCCUGUUUAAACUUGAACAGUUAAAUUAAAUGAAGAGGAAACAACAGUAUUUAAACGUCUACACAAUGACAUUUUGAAAUGCUGGAGCCACCACAAGUGUUUUAUUUCCUAUGUUUUAAACCAUAUUUAAACAUGCAGGUACUGUAUAAAGAUAUGGUUUUAUGACGAUAAAAGUGACAAGACGUUCUGUCCUAAGUCUAAGCCAAAACCUGCUGAUCAAAUUAUGAAUAUGUUGAAACGUAGAGAACAUUUGUAUUUGUGUGAUAUGAUCAUAUUUGCAUACAUGUUGUAUAAAGAUGCAAAUAAUUCUGUAAUUGACUGUCUGUAAUGAUUGCUUAUAAGAAUUUGUUUAAAAGUCAUAUUUUGGAUCUUAUUUAUAUUAAUUUUAGAUAUUUUGAAUGCAUAUUUUAAUCACACUAACAUGCAGGUUUUUUGUUUAAAAUGGUUUUGUAUGUACUUUUUCCACUAGAUUGCACAAAUUCUGGUUUGUAUUAUUAAUAUAAAUCUGUUUCUCCUCUCCUCCUUUUACACCUCCUCCUUUUAGCUAAGUAAUGCCUAUUUUCUUCAACAUACUGUACAACAUUUUUUUUCAAAGAACAAAUUAUAACCUUAUCUUAACACAAUAUUACAGUUUCUUUCUCAAAACUAACUUAUAUUCAACCUAUAUUAUAUAUUCAACAUGCACAUUAACAUUUCCCUUCUUUUAAUAACACUCUUAUUCAUCCAUCUGUCCUUGUGUUUGGUCCCUUACUCAGUUAACUAUAAGUUCAGUCUGUCUGGGAUUUUGUAAUCCCUGCCUGCUCUAGAAACACCUCCUGUGGGAUGAACGUGUUUUCACAUGUCUCCACAGUACCCUCUAUCAGUCCCAAUAA